CUCCGAUCAGCAGCAGCAAUCAUGAACAGCAGGACUCUCUCGUUCUCACUUCGCGCGGUGCACAACAUUCCGGCCGCCGGCGACCUGUGAACGGUGCCGGUAACCUCUCAGAAAAGAAAAGAUCGAGUAGAAUAAGAUUGGCGCUCUGAUUUCGUGGAAGAACUAAUCAAGAAAAAAAGGAGUGGUAGCACUCUCCCGGGCAGAAGAUUUCAAGUGUAAUCUGUACAUUAUCUGUUCGAACUGGACUGUAGACGAACAAUUUGCUCAUCGGCUCCGGAGAAAGAGGGUUUAGGGGCGGCGAACCCUGGAAUUUUCCGACUGUUGACCGCCUUGACUGCGCGUCGAUCUCAGCCCAAGCGAUCGAUGAACUGCCGAUCUAUUGGCUCCAUCGCUUUAAGCGAUACCGCGAGAAAUGUCUAGUAUAUUAGAGCGUCUCCGAUGGAUUAUUGCUGGUCUGAACAGACCAAUUGCGACGCCUAAGAGAUUGAAUAGUGGUGGUGAAGACAGAGUGGCGCCAUUUUCACAACAGCAGCAAUCCCAAGUAGUCAAGUCUAAUGAAAAUUCCGUAUCGAACCACAGGAAUUCAAGACCAAUGUUGGAUGCUGUGUGUGAGAUUGCCGUGUACAUUCACAGGUUUCACAAUCUGGACCUGUUCCAGCAAGGAUGGUACCAGAUUAAGAUUACAAUGAGAUGGGAUGAUGAUGAUGAUUAUGAUUCUGUUGGAACUCCAUCAAGAGUGGUUCAGUAUGAAGCUCCUGAUAUGGGCUCUGACAAUGUAUGUGGAGUGUGGAUGAUUGAUGACACAGACAACAGUUACUUCACACAACCUUUCAGGAUCAAAUAUGCAAGGCAGGAUAUCCUUCUCUCGGUGUUGGUCUCGUUUAAUUUAUCUCUCAGUAAAUAUGAGGGCUCAUGUUCUUCUGCCAUUAUUCUGAAAUUUGAGCUUUUUUAUGCACCUGUGUUGGACAACAGGUCUGAUUUGCACGCCCCAUUAGGCACAAAACCUGUAGCAGUCCAUGAAUUUCGAAUUCCUCCUAAGGCUCUUCUGGGUCUGCACUCUUAUUGCCCUGUGCAUUUUGAUUCUUUCCAUGCUGUACUUGUUGAUGCAAGUAUACAUAUAUGUUUAUUGAAACGCGGUGUCCACACCCUUUCAUCAAAGGUAGCAAGUGAAGUUGCUUCAAGUGAAGACUAUGACAGAGCAAAGCAAGUUCUGCUUGUAAAAGGAUUCAUAACUGCUCGUGCCAGAUUGCUUGAAGAGCUAAAGAAAGUUAGCAUGGCUAUUCAUCAAGCUAUUGAUAUAAAUGAUUUUUCUUGUAAGCAUGAGGAUAAAGAAUUAUUCAGUUCGAACCAGAACUGUGUUUCGUCUGCAGAAAAUGAUCAAGUUUCACAACAAAUACCAAGCCGAAAGCAGAACACUUCACAGAAACGAAAUGGUUUGACUAAUUUACAAAGUGAAGAAGUUCUUCAUUCCCUAUCCAAUGAUGAGCUAGUGGGCAUGUUUCAUUCUUUUGGCAACCAAGUAUUUUACUUAUGGAGUAUAUUCCUGAAGUUUCACAGGGUUCACAGAACACCAAUUUUGGAUUUCCUUCGAAGUCAAUGGACUAUUGAUCGAAGAGCUGAAUGGUCAAUAUGGAUGGUUUAUUCUAAAGUUGAGAUGCCUCAUCAAUAUAUAAGUAGUGAGGUUGAUAGUUCUUCCUACCAUGGCACUUCUAGGAGACCCCCUAUUACUCGGAAGCUCUCUGAGGAUCCUGCCCAAACUGCAGCUAUGCGUGCUGAGCUUCACCGGCGGAGUAUUGCACAAAUGAGAAUAAAUAAUUGUUCAAUCCAAGACUUGCAAAUUUUUGGAGAUCCAUCACGCAUUCCAAUUGUGAUUGUAGAACAUGUUGUAAAUGCCCCAUUGCGCUCAACUAGUAGAAAUUCAUACUUUAACCAUCUGGAGCAAAAAGAUGCAACUACAUUUACUCCAGAGUUGAUUGACUCUAUAGCUAUAAAGAAGUCAUCUGAUGAAAACCCUCAACAAAUUGGACGGGAUUUAAAACUUGUAGUCUUCGUCCAUGGAUUUCAGGGGCAUCAUUUAGACUUGCGACUCGUAAGGAAUCAAUGGCUUUUGAUAGAUCCGAAGGCAGAGUUUCUUAUGUCAGAAGUGAAUGAAGAGAAAACUUCUGGAGACUUUAGAGAAAUGGGAUUAAGGCUCGCUCAGGAAGUAACUUCAUUUGUAAAGAAGAAGAUGGAGAAGGCCACAAGGCAUGGGAAUUUAAAAAGCAUCAAGAUUAGCUUUGUAGGUCAUUCCAUUGGAAACAUCAUAUUAAGAACUGCAUUAACAGAGAGCAUCAUGGAACCCUAUCUCAGAUAUCUGCAUACAUACAUUUCAAUUUCUGGCCCACAUCUUGGUUACUUGUACAGUUCAAAUUCUUUGUUUAAUUCUGGGCUUUGGCUUUUAAAGAAGCUCAAAGGCACCCAGUGCAUUCAUCAGCUUACCUUUACAGACGAUCCUGAUAUUCAAAAUACCUUCUUGUACAAGCUUUGCAAGGUACUUAUUGGUCAGAAACAUUUGUUUUUACUCUUUUCGCCCACAUGUUGUACCAAACAACCAAGUGUUCAAUGUUAUGUGCAUUAUAAGCAUGGUUUAAAAAGGCGUGAGAUGCAAAGAAAAGGUCCUUAAGGCUUAAGUCUUAGUUGGCUUAUGCCUUGUGGUGUCCGAGGCACGAGGAGUGAGGUUUAAUGGCGUCAAGGCUUAUCGACCUUUAGGCUUGAUUUUAAAGAGUAAAAAUAGAGUUUCACCAUCUUAGUUGGCUUAAACGAGGCUUAUGCCUUGUGGUGUCCGAGGAACGAGGAAUGAGGCUUAAUGGCGUCAAGGCUUAUCGAGCUUUAGUCUUGAUUUUAAAGAGAAAAAAUGGAGUUUCGCCCUUUUGAAGAGAGCGAGUUUUAAACUUGUCGGGCUAUUUUUUAAGCUAUUGGGGUUCAGUUCCUUUGGACACAAGCCUAGUCUAACCCUCUCCUUUGGUUUCUUCUCUGUUUUAUAUUAAACAAUGAACUGUAGUCUCUUUCUUCUUUUGUCCCUUAGUGCCAUACAGACACAAUCAUAAGAGCACGCCUCUUCAUUUUUCUAUCUUCACUGGAAUUGC
Molecule: messenger RNA, 3125 nt
Organism: Cuscuta campestris
Lineage: Eukaryota; Viridiplantae; Streptophyta; Magnoliopsida; Solanales; Convolvulaceae
Source: the annotation of a GenBank genome assembly